Molecule: messenger RNA, 2137 nt
Organism: Magallana angulata
Lineage: Eukaryota; Metazoa; Mollusca; Bivalvia; Ostreida; Ostreidae
Product: germ cell-less protein-like 1
Exons: 14
Coding region: 56-1963 (635 amino acids)
Biological process (GO): germ cell development
Molecular function (GO): protein binding
Source: RefSeq, a predicted model, not a curated record
UGACAAUUUCACGUUCAAUGUUUACAGCGUAUUCUGAGUGUGUAUUCAAUUUUUAAUGGGUAACAAAUUUAGUAGCAAAUUUUCGAAGCAUUUUUGUAGUGCAUCUGAUAAAAGGGGUACUAAAAGGAAACUUGAAAAUGAUACGGACAGUGCACAGAGUUCUGAUAAGGAGGAGGCGAGUUCUCAAGCAGGCGAAAGCCCUGGAACUGGAAGUAAAUUUGAAGUUGGCUUAGCCCCGCUGUCAGAUAUACACACACCAAAAAGAAAACGUCUGAAAUCAACAUCCAAAUACAUUUAUCAAACAUUAUUUCUUGAUGGUGAAAAUAGUGAUAUCAAAAUAUAUGCACUUGGACAAGAAUGGAAUCUGCACAAAAUUUACUUGUCUCAGUCUCCCUACUUUGCCUGUAUGUUUAAUGGUUCCUGGCGAGAGUCUCUGCUUUCCGAGAUUGACUUACAGAUUCCAGACCCAGCUAUUGACAACUUAGCUCUUAAAACAGCCUUUGGCUCCCUGUACAGAGAUUAUGUGUUCAUCAAGCCUGUGGAGGUGAUAGGGGUCCUGGCUGCAGCAUUUCUCCUACAGCUGGAUGGCCUAAAACAGCAGUGUUUGACCUUGAUGAGCAACACAAUCAGUGGUGAUACUGUGUGCAGUUACUAUGAAGCCUGCUGUAGAUAUGAUGUGGAGAACCUAAAGGAAGAGUGCUAUAACUGGCUGCUGACCAAUAUCCUGACCUCAUCUGACCUUGACCUCUUUAAACAGCUAAGUGUUGAUAUGAUGAUGAACCUGAUUGGAGAUCCUAAACUGUUUGUUAUGCAAGUUGAAAUGGAUAUAUACUCAGUUCUCAAACGGUGGAUUUUUCUGAAAGAGAAUACAACUUGGUGUGGUGAUUACAAAUCAAUGUUGUCAAGUAUUGAUGAUUACUUUAAAAGAACAGAAGAACCCGACUGUUUUCUAGAGACAACAACGGGACAGACAUACUUGCCGGCCUUUAGCCACAUAAGAUGGCAGCACAUCGUCAUAGACCUGGACUCUCUACUCAUUCUUGAACAGGAUAGGAUUGUCAAUCUGGAUUGGAUCAAACCGCUUUUCCAUGGAAUGUGGAGGAAAAUGUUGAAAUUGGAACAGUCCAAAGACAAGGGCCCAGAGGAAAUUCCAGAUGAAAAUUAUUUCAAUAAAACCUCCCUACGAUGUGGAAGACUACUCAAGUGUGAGGGAGAGUACUGCUGGCGGUGGGUGGGUUAUAACUAUGGAGUAGAUAUCCUGCUAACGUAUGUCAACAACCUCAUCUUCAUCAAACGCAACACGGUCAGUCAACCGAAUCCUCACUCAGCCAGCCUGGACAAACUCAAAAACCUCGCCUACAGGCUGACAAUUGCUUCGGUUGACAAGGAUGGUAAAGUAACAGAGAGAAAGAGCAGUGAAAUCCAGAAGAUCUCUCUGCAGAAAGAUGAGGAAACGCUGGUCAUGACUGUGAACAAGGCAUUUACUUUCCCGCUAUACCUCAGCAUGAACAUCUUAUUGACCGGUCAGCCCACCUCACAGCCGGACCACAUCGAUAUAUGCUCCGUGGCUCAGUCCAGGAUAUUACGUCAUACUGCGUCACAGACACGCCCAGUGAUCACGUGCAAUGCCGAGUCCCAGACAGAGUGCCCCGCUGAAAAAGCCGCCAAAUCUUUGGUGCAGGACGUGUCUCUAUCCAGCGCUACGGUCAAACGCUGCACCACUGGAACAGUCGUCCGGGAUGCUGCCGCCGGCGACUCCAAGAAAAAGCUCACCGUUGUUCAGACUUCCGGUAGCAAUUCAGCCUCUGUUGAACUUUUGUCGCCUAAUACUUCUACCCAAACUUGCAAAAAUAGCAUUGAUAAAGACCAGAGUGAAGUGCUAAACGGUUCCUCAUCAACCCCUCCGUCUGUCACUUCUUCCAAACGUGUUCUUAAGUACCCGGAUGAUGAGGAAAUCCUCUAGUUAUUACCUAUAGAUCUAUUUUUACAAAAGCCAGGUUUACACGUUCAUGACUAUAUGGUGUUAUAAAGAUUUGUGCAUUUUUUUUUUACACAGACAGUGUUUAAAGGGGGGAAACCAUUUGCCAUUACGUGUACUUUUACUAUGCAGAAAAAAACGCAUUUUUUUGUAAUAAGU